AUGAGAGAGCCAGAGAUGAAAGAGGCAGAGAUGAGAGAGCCAGAGAUGAGAGAGCCAGAGAUGAGAGAGCCAGAGAUGAGAGAGCCAGAGAUGAGAGAGCCAGAGAUGAGAGAGCCAGAGAUGAGAGAGCCAGAGACGAGAGAGCCAGAGAUGAGAGAGCCAGAGACGAGAGAGCGAGAUAUGAGAGAGCCAGAGAUGAGAGAGCGGGAAAAAGAGAUGCGAAAGAGAGAAGUCGUGAAAGAGGGGGAAGGGGAGAGGAAAAAAGAGAUAAAAAUACAAGUCACUGCUUCGUGUCAUCCUUUGAAGACGACAGAAAAAUCAGCGGGAACAUUACCUCUGUGGAAGACGCUUAAAAACUAUAAGCCGAAAUAUAACGAAGUCUUCGGCUGGGCAGAGGAAAAUAACAUGAUGUUUAACUGUGAUAAAUUCCAGAUUUUGAGGAAUGGCAAAAGUGAAGAAAUUAAAAGAAAUCAAGUUACUCUCGUCUACCUCUUCAAAUCAGGAGAUAUUUCUGAAAAAGUUAAUACAGAAGACAUAUAUGGCAAACAUAGAUCCGAUAAGGCACCUAUAUCAACGGAGAUCUUUUCAAAGUACUCAAAAAUACUCUCUAGAAUGGAGACGAGAGAGAUAGAGGUAUCACAUGUACUUAGAAUGUUCUGGAAGCUCAGGUUCCAAAACGAUCAGGUCAAUGAAAUAGAGAACGAUCAGGGCAAUGAAAUAGAGAACGAUCAGGUCAAUGAAAUAAAGAACGAUCAGGUCAAUGAAAUAAAGAACGAUCAGGUCAAUGAAAUAAAGAACGAUCAGGUCAAUGAAAUAAAGAACGAUCAGGUCAAUGAAAUAAAGAACGAUCAGGUCAAUGAAAUAAAGAACGAUCAGGUCAAUGAAAUAAAGAACGAUCAGGUCAAUGAAAUAAAGAACGAUCAGGUCAAUGAAAUAAAGAACGAUGACAAUAUUGGUCUGGAAAAUAAGUACUUCAACGUGGGAGACGCCAGAAAAAAAGGAAAUCCCCAAUACCACGGAAAAUACGGUGAAACAUGGAAUAAGACACAUUGCGAGGCUACGGACACUGAUUCAGUGUGGCACCUGGGCACUCACACACCACAGGGCAACCUUACCCAAGACAUGACAAAUACUGCCCGAAGGUGUAACACGGAAAGUCAAAGUCCAGAGUCAGAAGUCAAGGUCAAAGCUGAAAAUUAUACUGCCGAUUAUACGACUAAUCAGGCACGUCCGAGCCAAUGCAACCCCUUUAACCUACGGAAGCCCAAACUCUGA
Molecule: messenger RNA, 1275 nt
Organism: Procambarus clarkii (red swamp crayfish)
Lineage: Eukaryota; Metazoa; Arthropoda; Malacostraca; Decapoda; Cambaridae
Source: RefSeq, a predicted model, not a curated record